Molecule: messenger RNA, 1985 nt
Organism: Amoebophrya sp. A120
Lineage: Eukaryota; Dinophyceae; Syndiniales; Amoebophryaceae
Source: the annotation of a GenBank genome assembly
CUUCAACAUCGGUGCUCGGUAGAGGAAUCUUUCGGCCUGCCUGGCUGCAGUUCAUCUUGUUUUUCACGAUGUUUGUCGGAUCAGACUGCAGUACGACGGGCCAUCUGAGUAUUUGUUUCAUCUCAGCUCAAAGAUCACAGUAUCGGUAUCCUUGCCAUGAUCCUGGAAACUUGAGCACACAUCAUCUACGUGAGCUUGGAUAGCUUUGCGGCUGUUCGAAGAUGAUCAACACUGCCCCCUUGUCGUUACCACCGGUUGUCGGGGAGGACGUGCCCGUGGCUGCGCCUGCACCAUCUCAGGAACAUGCGAAAUCAAAUGCAAACAAGAACGGUGAGACCUCCGACGACCAGGAAGCUGCUGCAGACAAGCUUCACGAGGAAGCACUGCAGAGGCUGUCUGCGAACGAUCCAGCUGGGGCAGCUCUGUUGUUGGAAAAACACCUGGAGCUCCAGUUGGCGACUUGUCAAGAUACGGUGAAGAAUGGUGAGAAUAAAGGAAGCACCGAUGAUGUCGGGAAUAAAAAUGACCGGAGAAAAAACACCGCGCAGUCCGCUUUCAUCCUCGGCAUGCUGCAUUUACAGCACGUGAAAAACUACUCCUCCGCGGUGAAGCAUUUGAGAAUCGCACUACAGAUUCGAGAAAAACCCGAGGUCUGCGGAGAAUACCAUCCCUCGACGCUGGUCACGGUGGGGGCGCUGGCGGAGGUAAAAUUUGCUUCGUUGAUGUUGAUUCAAAAGUGACCAAAUUUUGUCAUGCAAUAGUACGGCAAACGCAAAAAAGUGGCAAAUGAAAAAUCAUGCCUGUAGAUCGUUCGAUCCAAUAGGCUAGUCCUUUGCUUUUCGAUUUUUCCAAGUGGAGAUCCAAAAAAUUCACGCAUGAACUACAGGCCCUCGAAGCCAACAACGCCCUGGAGGAAGCCGAAUCCUGCUACAAAAGGGCGGUCAGCGGGGCGUUGAAGGUGCUCGGUGAAGCGCAUGAGAACACGGGGUUUGCCUACAUGAAAUUGGGCUGGGUGCAAUACAAGCAAGCACUCGCGAGCCACGCUCGCAUGAAGGAUAGCGAAGAUGUUGCUGACCCAGCACAACAACUACGACGCCUUGCCGCGUUAGAAGAUACCUUUCUCGCUGCUUUGAACAGUUUCGAGAGCUGUUACAGCAAGACAAACUUCAGCAACAUCACAAACGUCGAGGAACACGGCGGGGAUCAUAACGGCCAUAAGCAUGACCGUGCUUACGGUUCUUGUGUAGUCAGUGAGGAGAAUCAGUUGACUCUGUUGAAGUGCAUGAACCAGUGCUGCGCGGUCUCGCUUUCAUCUCUUGCGCGGCCUGGAUUCCGCCCUGGUCUGAACGAUCCGGUACCGUUCUCCCGGUUGCAGAAGAAGUUGCAGAUGCUGUUCGAAGACGAGAAUCUCUUUCCUCCGGGAGAGCAAACAAACGAAAACGAGCAAGAGGGAAUUCAAGAUUGCGAGCAGAAGGAGGUGAUCGAGGCAGAAGAUCCGACCCAGGCAGGAGGACCGCUUGUACAGCAAGAACGUAAAAAGCUACAAAGCCAAAUCUGCCACAGAAUCGAGGAACUCCGGAAGAGCAUGCAGAAGAAAGAGGACCAGGCACGGCUGCAGGCAGCUAGGUUGCAGAAUGUUGGACUGAUGAAGAAAAUGAAUCCGGUGACGCAGCAGACGAUGGGCAGCGGUGGCGGCGGUGGUGGUGGGGACAACAAGAUGAAUUCGCUUGGGGGGUCCUGAUUGGCGGUGGAAUUCAAUUCACCGCUGAGCCUGAAGAACUGCUCUUGUGCCAGGAUAAUGCGAACAGAAGGCGGGGGUCGUGUAUGAGCGAGACUGAAGACGAGGUUGCUGCGACAACAUGGCUUCUUGCGUAGAAGAUGUUCAGGCAAGUAAAAAAGUCCGUACAUUCAUCCAGCAGCAGCAGCAAGCAUGAUGUCCUGACUGUUCUUUUCAGCACCAUGUGCAUGAAAAAAUCAUGUUCUCU